Molecule: messenger RNA, 1677 nt
Organism: Sorex fumeus (smoky shrew)
Lineage: Eukaryota; Metazoa; Chordata; Mammalia; Eulipotyphla; Soricidae
Gene: NT5DC1
Product: 5'-nucleotidase domain containing 1
Exons: 12
Coding region: 45-1403 (452 amino acids)
Molecular function (GO): 5'-nucleotidase activity
Source: RefSeq, a predicted model, not a curated record
GUCCCGGCCGCGCUGCCCGCACACCCUCCGGCGCCGCUGCAGCCAUGGCUCAGCCCUUCUCCCUGGCCGCCUGCGAUGUGGUGGGCUUCGACCUGGACCACACGCUGUGUCGCUACAACCUGCCCGAGAGCGCCCCGCUCAUUUAUAAUAGCUUUGCUCAGUUCUUAGUCAAGGAGAAAGGAUAUGACAAGGAACUGCUCACUGUCACUCCAGAGGAUUGGGAUUUCUGUUGCAAGGGCUUGGCUUUGGACCUGGAAGAUGGGAGCUUCAUUAAACUUGCAGAAAAUGGUACCGUGCUCAGGGCAAGCAAUGGCACAAAAAUGAUGACUGCAGAGUCCCUGGCAAAAGAAUAUGGCAAGAAGGAGUGGAAGCACUUCAUGUCAGACACAGAGAUGGCAUGCCGCUCAGGAAAAUAUUAUUUUUAUGAUAACUACUUUGAUCUACCAGGAGCACUUCUAUGUGCCAGAGUUGUGGACACUUUAACAGAGCACAACAAUGGUCAAAAAACAUUUGAUUUUUGGAAGGACAUAGUUGCGGCUAUACAACACAAUUAUAAAAUGUCAGCAUUUAAGGAGAACUUUGGAAUAUAUUUUCCAGAAAUAAAAAGAGAUCCAGGCAAGUAUAUACACAAAUGUCCUGAAUCUGUCAAGAAAUGGCUCCGAAAACUAAAGAGUGCUGGGAAAUUUCUCUUGCUGAUCACCAGUUCUCACAGUGACUACUGUCGACUUCUCUGUGAAUAUAUCCUUGGGAAUGAUUUUCCAGAUCUUUUUGACGUUGUGAUUACAAAUGCAUUGAAACCUGGUUUCUUCUCCCAUUCACCAAGUCAGAGACCUUUCAAGACACUUGUGAAUGACGAGGAACAGGAGGCACUGCCAUCUCUGGAUAAACCUGGCUGGUACUCUCAAGGGAAUGCUGUACAUCUUUACAAACUCCUGAAGAAAAUGACUGGCAAACCUGAACCCAAGGUUGUGUACUUUGGUGACAGCAUGCAUUCAGAUAUUUUUCCUGCCCAUCAUUAUAGUAACUGGGAGACAGUCCUCAUCCUUGAAGAGCUCAGCGGGGACAUGGACAGGAAGCCUGAGGAAUCCGAGCCUUUAGAGAAAAAAGGGAAAUAUGAGGAACUGAAGACAAAAUCUCUAAAUGCCUUAUCUAAAAAAUGGGGCUCUUUUUUCAUUGACUCCCUUCCGGGACUGAGAAAUACAGAAGACUCCUUGGUUUAUACCUGGUCAUGUAAGAGAAUCAGUACUUACAGCACAAUUGCAAUUCCAAGUAUUGAAGCAAUAGCAGAAUUACCACUGGACUACAAAUUCACAAGGUUCUCCUCAGACAGUUCAAAAACGGCUGGCUACUAUCCAAAUCCUCCAUUAGUCUUAUCAAAUGAUAGAAUAUUAAAAACAAAAUAAAUUAUCUUUUAAAAAUUAUGUAAAGAAAUAUAUUCAGCAAAUGAACCAUAAAAGUGCAAAUUUUCAAAGAAUACUAUAAAAUGCUUUAUAGAACAGAUUCUUAAUGAAAAUUGACCAAAAACUUUAUAUGCUUUUCUAUAACUUUUCUUUCUAUGUGGAUCAUCUUGAUGCCAGCAACAUUCAUUAUAUUGUUACGUUCAUACCGUAUAACUGUAAAUAGCUUGUAUUGACAUUUUCUCUACCAAUAGUUCUGAGAUCAGAAUUUACCUGGAAA